This is a messenger RNA of Paralichthys olivaceus (Japanese flounder), 3478 nucleotides long. RefSeq names its product protein tyrosine phosphatase non-receptor type 1 (gene ptpn1). Gene Ontology annotation, molecular function: non-membrane spanning protein tyrosine phosphatase activity; protein kinase binding. The record is from RefSeq and is a predicted model, not a curated record. Gene Ontology annotation, cellular component: cytoplasm; endoplasmic reticulum; early endosome. Gene Ontology annotation, biological process: negative regulation of ERK1 and ERK2 cascade; peptidyl-tyrosine dephosphorylation; negative regulation of PERK-mediated unfolded protein response. Lineage: Eukaryota; Metazoa; Chordata; Actinopteri; Pleuronectiformes; Paralichthyidae.
UCGGGUGUGUGGGCGGAGCCUGCGGCGUGUUUCCGCUCUGAGGCCGAACAGACGAAGCUGAUCUACGCAGGAAAAUCUACCGACGAGCGGCGGAACGUUUAUUUAACCCGGAGACUGAGCUCCAGACUUCACGUGUCGAAUCUACCGGGAGCUCGGUAUCUGCACCGAGGUUAGAGGAGGAGGAGGAGGCCGAAGAGGAAGAAGCAGCCGGAGCAGGAGGCAGCUGGACUGUCCGCUAUGGAAGCCGAGUUUCGGGAAAUCGAUGACAACGGGAGCUGGAGCUGCGUCUACCAGGAGAUCCGUCACCAGUCUUGUGAACUGCCAUGCAAAUUUGCCAAACUACCCGAAAAUAAGAAUCGGAAUCGCUACAGAGACGUGAGCCCAUUCGACCACAGCAGAAUAUGUCUGCAGCUGGGAGCCAACAACUACAUCAAUGCCAGCCUCAUCACAGUAGAGGAGGCAAAGAGGAACUAUAUCCUCACUCAGGGACCCCUUCCAAACACAUGUGGCCACUUCUGGGAGAUGGUGUGGGAGCAGAGGAGCCGCGGUGUGGUGAUGUUGAACCGAGUCAUAGAGAAAGGAUCUAUCAAGUGUGCCCAGUAUUGGCCAUUCAGAGAAGAGAAAGAUGCUAUUUUUGAAGAUACCAACUUCAAGCUCACCCUCAUCUCAGAAGACAUCAAAUCUUACUACACAGUCCGUGUGCUGGAGCUGGAAAAUCUGUCUACUCAGGAGACCCGUGAGAUUUUACACUUUCACUACACCACCUGGCCUGACUUCGGGGUACCAGAGUCUCCGGCCUCCUUCCUUAACUUCCUGUUCAAGGUGCGAGAGUCUGGGUGUCUGAAUUCAGAUGAGGGACCAGUGGUGGUUCACUGCAGCGCUGGCAUCGGUCGCUCUGGGACCUUUUGUCUUGUGGACACCUGCCUCUUGUUGAUGUCCAAACGUAAGGAACCGUCUUCAGUUCGUAUUCGCGAUGUGCUGCUGGAGAUGCGGCGCUAUCGAAUGGGCCUGAUUCAGACAGCAGAUCAACUUCGCUUCUCCUACCUCGCUGUCAAUGAAGGUGCUAAGUACAUCAAGGGAGAUACAUCCCUGCAGGAGUCAUGGAAAGAGCUGUCCAACGAGGAAGACGAUCCUCCAGAGUUCACCCCUCCUCCUCCUCUUCCUCCUCCCAGAGACCCUUACAAUGGCAAAAUUGAGCCGUCUUUUUUCCCGGAAAAUGAUGAAAUUGUCCGACACAAGCAGACCUGGACUUUGGGGUCCUCACCAGAGUCAGAGCUGCGAAAGAGGAACAUUGCUGAUGCACCGCCUCCCCCUGAUCAGGCUGACCAGCUAGAUGGUUACACGGUAAUCCAAGAGCCGACCUCCGAGGCUCCAACCAAAUCCCAGCAGCAGCGCGAGCCCGAGAAUCGGGAGUCGGCCAAGGCAGCGGAGCAGCCAAAGGAAAGCCCUCCUGUGCCAGGGGCUUGGUCCCCUCUACUAGCCAACAUGUGCCUGUGCACGGCGCUGGCUCUCAGUGCUUAUGUCUGUUAUCGGGCGUAUUUCCACUGAUGUCUGUCCCUCCUCCUUUAUGUUUCUCCUCCCCGUCUCUCCACUGAGAAAAGUGGACUGCGCUGGCCAAUCAGCCUGCUUUGACUCUGGGUCCUCAUCACCCAACCAAACCUUCUGUCAGUGUGUCAUCAUGGAUGCUCAGGGCCUCAGUUUUUCAGGUGUGUUGAAUAUGUGUAAACACAGACUCAACAAUACAAUGACACGUUUUGCAAUCAGUAGUUUGUUUUAGCUCCCUGCUCCGUGUACCAGGAUGAAUGGCCCAUUUUACACUUUAUUUACCAAAUGAGUUCUUCCAUUUCAAUCUUUAUCAAUGUGUCCGUUGUGAUUUCUCAUUUUCCCUUAGUUCUCUUACUCAAAUCAUCAAUCCAGAUCUUUGACCAGCCUGCCUGAAAAUAUUCUAGUAAGGUAGACGAUUUAAAAACAUUCUUGAGUUCUGGGUCAAUUUUAAAUGGUGUGUAUUUGUAUACACACAGAGCAUCUCCUUGCAGUACUUUCUCGAUCAUACAUCGCUCAUACACUGCCGGCACAGCAGUCGGGCCCUUCUGAUUCGUGGGCAACCCCCUUCUACCUCCUAAGCCCCAGCCGCCCAUUAAACCUGUAAAAUAAGGUGAAGUGUGUAAAAGUAAGACGGAGUGAAUCCUGUUUCCACUAGAUAAGAGAUGCAUGUUGGGAUGGGCACUGACAUUGUUAUCUGCCCUCAGUUGUGGGCUGCAGGAGACUGGUCCGCUCAGUGAGAAGUAUUAAUACAUUUACUGGACAUUAAAUGUGAGAUAUGUAUCCGAGGCGUUCUUCUCUCCCUGGUAGCUCAACAGUGACACAGACUGGUAAACAGUCUGUGUUAAUAAAGCAGCUUUCUAGUCUUGAUGACCACUCAAAGAGCUUCACCUUUUCACACACUCAUUCAUACAGUGCAUCUAUGUGCAGCCCUUUCUCUCUCACACACCACUCACACUGUCGCCACAGCCAUCUUUCAACAUUUAGGGUUCAGUACCUUGCCCAAGGACACUUGUGGAAUAGGGAAAACUGGGAUCGAACUGCCAACCUUCUGCUUAGAGGACAAUACGCUCUUCCCACUUGAACAGAACGACUCUGAAAACAAAAUGGUGCAGGAAGAGGGUGAUAUGUGACUAUUUCCAUUUGCCUGGCAUUCUUUAAUUGACACUGGAAUGAUAUAGACAUCUUAAGAUGUUUGGGUUUUUUUUUUUUUAAAGGUCUUUCUUUAAAGGCUUUUCCUCCUUUUUCAGUCAGUGGAUAAAAAUGUUUGGAGGAUUUUCACAGCAAGAGAAUGUGUAACAUAACCUGAAAGCAGCUGAUGCAUGUAAUCGAAUGUCAGACACAAAGUAGCUCACGCCUGUUUCGCCAGCAAUACAAACCCUUAAUAACGUGUCACCCUUUAUGUUAACGAAGUCAGUGUCACAGGUAACCGAGGAUUUUGAACAAACCAAAAAUCAAACACCAGCACAGGGAUGAAAACAAUACACUGUAGUAAUAAUCUGUUGCAUCGUGGCGCAGCCCCGAGCUGCCAAUGUUUUGUAUGAUUAUGUUCUUUUAAAGCAUGCUGCAUUUGUGAAUCAACAGGUUUGUCCUAAGAAGAGAUUAGUUGAGCUGCUAGCAUUGAGUUUAAUUUGUGACUCGCCAGAGUUCAGUGCUUGAGUCUGACAGCUGUACCUUCCUUUAGAAUGUAUGAAUGUCCCGUCCGAGGACAAACCCUUAUUAUUAGAUUAUAUAUUUUUUUCAAAUCAGGUUUCAGUGUGCUGAGUUGUUUUUUUGUUUUUUUUUCUGCUUUAGCAAGGGAUGAAAUCUCAGCACCUGUGCAGCCAUUGCACCAGGUUUCCCUGUUUUUCUACACUUACGCUGAGCUUAAAAACAUGUAUUUUUUUAUUUACAUUUGUUGUUUUACUUUUUAAAUAAAAAUUAAAAAAUCUACAGA